CCUGAGCUUGCAGUCAGUGCACAGUGGAAAUUACACCUGUUGCACUUCCCAGGCUCUCUCUCUCUGCUUCUCCUCUCUCUCUCUCUCUCUCUCUCUCUCCCUGUCCCUCUCUCUUCCCCUUUUCUGUCCCCUUCAUUUGGCCUGUAAGCACCUGAGAGCUGACGGCCUUGCCAUGGAUCCAAACGAGGCCUGCGGGAGUGAGAAGGAGAAGGAAAAAGAGAAGGACAAAACGAUCAAGAGGAGGAACCGGCCAGUGUUCCUGCGAUACCUGGAGAGGAGGAAGACGGACACUAUUGUAGCCGAUGACAUCGCCAAAGGUGACAUCAACCUGGGGACGCUGGUGAGGAGGAGUCAGUCUGACAAGACGGAGUACAGCGCUAAACUUAAAGAGAAAAUGACACCGCAUGACCUGUCCACACCACCGCCCUCGCCAGCACUGGACCCAGAGGAGAUGCGUUUGAGGAAGAUGAGCCGCAGGGCAAAGGUGAUUCAGGAGCUGGUGCAGACUGAAAAAGACUUCCUCCUAGGCCUGGAGCUGUGCAUCAGGGAGGUGGUCCAGCCUCUGCGAAAUGUGCAGGCAGUGGAUGUGGACAGAAUAUUCACUAACAUGGAGACGGUGUGUGAGGUAUCUGCAGCACUCCUUCACAGACUUCAUGAGGCCAUGGCGGACCCUGAUCCAGAAGCUGUCGUUAUAGGAGAUGUAUUCAUCCAGGCCAAGGCAACUUUAGAAGAUGUAUAUAAGAUUUACUGUUACCAUCAUGAUGACGCAAACACAUCACUCAAAUCCUACGAGAAAGAGGAAGAAAUAAAGCAACAUUUCACUACCUGUGUAUUGGCUCUGAAGAAAAUCUAUGAUCAAGAAGGGAAACCAAACUUGCUGGACAUGGGUUCCCUGAUCAUCAAACCGGUCCAGAGGAUCAUGAAGUACCCGCUCCUCCUCAGGGAGCUGUGGCAGGCUACACCUGAAAACCACCCUGACUAUCAGCCCCUGCAGGAGGCAUACACUGCUGCCAGGAUCAUCAACGUCAACAUCAAUGAGUUCAGGAGGCGCAAGGAUAUAGUUAUGAAGUAUAAGCGAGUGGAGGAUGAAGGCACUUUGAGGGGAAAACUUCACAAGUUCAAUAUCCACUCCAUCCGGAAGAAAGGUGACAGAUUCGCUGGCUAUCUCAAGAUACUCACUGGAGUUGAACCACAGGUGAGAGAUGAAGUAUUUGAUAGAGAAGAGAAGCUGUUUAGAAGUCUGGAGAAGGCGGUGAGGCAGCUGGUCAAGAACGUUCAAUGUUACCUGCAGCAUAUUCAGGAGAUGGUGUCUGUAGCUGUUCAGAAUGUGGUGGACAUGGAGAACAUCAUCAAGGAUCCAAACAAAAACGGCUCAAAUGACUCAUCGCACAGUAAUGGAAACGACCCCUAUAAGCACUUUAAAGUCAGCCUGGAGCGCCUGGUCCUCGCCCCCCUCCUCUCUCUUCAGGGGAUGUUCACAGCCCCACAGAAGCUCAUCCAGAAGCGUUACGACAAAUUGCUAGAUUACUGCAGUCGCCUGGAACGCUCUUCUUCUUUUUCAUCCUCCUCCUCCUCCUCCUCCUCGCCAUCCUCCUCUUCUUCCUCUCCUUCACUGGUGUCAGAAGACCCGCCCGGUCCCGCCAAGAGGGACUACGAAGCUCUUAAUGCCCUCCUGUUGGAGGAGUUGCAGAGGUUCAACAUGGCCGCCUAUGCUAUCCUCACCAACUGUGUGGUGUAUUUAGUGGCCUUGCUCAGAGGGCUGAUGGAAAAAAUUCUACUGGGUGCCCCGUCUGUGCAGCAGUUACCAGCUCCUUUGUCUAACAUUGCUGAAGUACAGAACAGCAUCAUGGAGGAGCUCAACAAUCUUGCUUUUGUGAAGGAUAACGCUCAGAAACUGAUGGAGCGUAAAGUCAGCUUUGAGAGACAACGAGACAAGAAAACAACGAUGCCAGAGGUACAACAUCAAACCGAGGAGCAGCGCGCCCGGCUGCUGGCAGAACACCCACUUAGCCGUCUGUAUCAGCUGAAGAGGAAGUGUAAUGGCUGCCAGGAGCAGGACCUCAGUCUGCUGGAGGGGGAGCUGGUAGCCCUGCUGGAGGACACAGACCCACUGGGCAGCAGCAGCCGCUGGCUGGUUCACAGUUUAGGUGCACAGGGCUACGUGUACUCCACAUUCCUGAAGCAGUACAACCCUCUGAGGGACUCCAUGCGGGCGGGCCAGAUGGUCAGAGAGCAGCAGCCACAGCAGCCGCAGCAGCCGCAGCAGCAGCCUGUCAUGGUGGACGAGGACUUUGACAAUAUCAGCCUGUUCGUGUCUGGCAGUGGCAGCAGCAGCCUGCGCAGCUUCAACCUCAACACCACUGACAGCAGCUCAACCCUCUCAGUGCUACAGGGGGAGCAAGAGAGUCCAGAAGAAGUGGAGGAAUCAGUGGACGGUGACACUCAGCAGUUUUAUGCUGUUUACGCAUUUCAAGCACGCUGUGACCAGGAGCUGACCUUGCAGGAGUACCAGCAUGUUCGCAUCCUCCAGUUCUCUGACCUGGGAGGCAACAAGGACUGGUGGUUAGCCGAGGCUAACGGACAGAAGGGAUACGUCCCUGCCAACUACCUUGGCAGGAUGUCCUAUGCAUAAAUAUUGAGUCAUAGGAUGUCCACAAAAGCAAACCAACCUGUGACAUAACAAACAGACCUGACACAUCGUAAGACUCAUAAUUGAAGUAAUCCUGACUGCAACUCGUGACAUUUCUGUUUGUUUGUUUUUUUGAAAGUCAAACUUGCACUAGGUAUCUCUACAUGUUUUAAAAUCCCUUCAUACCAAAAGUGUUAAAUUCUGUUUAGCCUUCAGACAGAACCAGGACAGCUCACCACUGGCACUCAACCAAUAAUCUGUGAGGAAUAGAAAAUGAUGUUUGUACAACACAGGGCACUGUGCUGAGCACUUUUUGUACUUCAGUGUUGUUUAUAUGGAAUCAUGAAGUGAUGUCUAAAUGAAGUUAAUUUUAUAUGUGAAGUGAUUUACAGAUGAAGAAAAUGUUAUAUGUGAAAUCAUUUACAGAAAAUGUAAAUGUUCUAAGUGAGAUGAUCAAUACUUUAAGUAUGUUUUUGUGAAUGUGAAAAGAAGAAAUCUAUGUCAUCGUUUAUAUUUUAUCAAUCAUGUGGAGAAUAAAGCGAAUCAAGGAUG
Messenger RNA from Labrus mixtus (cuckoo wrasse), 3181 nucleotides. RefSeq names its product Rho guanine nucleotide exchange factor (GEF) 38 (gene arhgef38). Gene Ontology annotation, biological process: intracellular signal transduction. Gene Ontology annotation, cellular component: cytoplasm. Gene Ontology annotation, molecular function: protein binding; guanyl-nucleotide exchange factor activity. The record is from RefSeq and is a predicted model, not a curated record. Lineage: Eukaryota; Metazoa; Chordata; Actinopteri; Labriformes; Labridae. The transcript has 14 exons. The coding region runs from base 173 to 2632 and encodes 819 amino acids.